ACUGCCGAUACGCGUUACACCGAAUCCACAGUUUUCACAGGAACAGGUGUGAGCUCCACAGCAUGAGAGGGGUGUUGUGGCUAACGCUGAGGUAGCUAAAGCAACAGAACAAAGAAACUAGAGAGGAGCACUGGAACAACACAGACCUGACCCUUUAUGAAGCAACAUAGAAAAUGAACAUUCAUCAGAGUCCCAUUGAGUAUUGCAGUUUCCAUAGCAACGGGGACAGAGUGAUGGAGAGUGGGCGAGAGUGAUGGGGAGUGUGUAAAGGAGUAGGUGAGGUGGAUGGAGUGACAAUGACGCUGUCUGCCUGACUAUCUGUGCAUCUCCUCAUUAUCAUUCCCCCUCCCCCUCUCUCCAUCCAAUCCCCUAGUCCUAUCUACCACCCCCCUGUACACCACACAGAAAGCCAAACAACCACCACCACCCAUCUCUAACAACGUCACACACACAUAUAGACACACACAUAUAGAAACACACACAUUCGCACACACACUACUCUUGUCUCCUGGAAAGGGAUUUAAAGAUUCGCAGCCUCUCAUUUGUAAUCAGAUGAAAGAGGGGAUUAUCUCAAGGUUUCCUCCAUCUUGUUCACAGCCAGGAUAGAGGGAGGGAGGGAGAAGGAAGAGGAGGAGACUAGUGGAAGGGAGGGCGCUGUGAAUGGUGCGUGGUGAGAGAGGGGGGGUCACCUGUGGAUUUGAGGGAAGGAGAAGCGCUUUCCUUUUCCUUUCCAACAUCCUGGACUAACAGGGGUUCUCCUGGGAUCCUGGGGGAUAACUGGACUCUGACACAGAGUGAUUGAGGAAGAGAGGGAGAGGAGGAGGAGAGAAAAGGAACAUAAGGCACGGAUCUCAUAUUCUUCCUGAAAGGGCUUUCCCAUGGCAGAGAGUGAGCGUCCUGUGUCUGAGUUAUACCCACCAGAGGGCAGUGUUUCCCUUGACUCUGCCCUCAUUACCGACCCCUUUCUCUCCCAGAGCUCCACAGACGGGCUGACAGGUCCCCCGAGGCAGGAGGAACUCAGGAAGAGCUCCAGCGAGCAUACAGCUCUAUGCUCUAACAGAGACAGAAAAAAUUACAGCCAGGGGCCUACUCAGGCUGUCCAGCACACCAUCCAACAACACACACCUGACCAUGUGGACCCCAGGACUGCUGUUCGCCCUCACAGUAUGGCUGAGUCAUCAUACACAGCCCAUCGCCAUGAAGAGGGCAUCACCAGCUAUGGUCACCAAGCCAGCGGGGACGUGUUAUCAGCCUUCGGAGAGAGCCAGGAGCCCUACCCCUCGUCAUCAUCCCAGAAAGACCUGAGAGGACUCGAUCUGUCCAGGCUGCCUGUCCAGAGGAGUCACUCAGAUACCCUCCACAUGCUCAGGGAGGUCCCUGCCCCCCCACCCCGCAGUGAGACCAGCUGCCCUUUGUAUCCAGGGAGAGACUACCUUUUCCAGGAUGCCUCUCCUCAGGCCUUCUCCAGGUUUGCCUGCAAGCAGCCCAUGCAGGUCCAGAACUGCAACCCUGUCAACACCACCUGCAGAGGGGGAAAUGGUGGAGGAGGCAGCCCCACACAGCAGCCUCAGGCCGGGAGUGUCAGGGUCGGUGCCCCUGGCCCCUCUAACACAGCCGCUGAGGUCGGCGAUGAGACCCAACAACAACAUUCAUGUGAGGAAGCCAUCUGCUAUUGCGCUUUUGUCCACCACCACGGGGCGUUGGAGGACACGUUUGCGGCGUACUGCCACCCCCAGCCCAUCCUCGCCCCUGCCCAGCUGCUGCCACGCUUUCCAGGCACCGAAGCUAAGUUCAGGGACCAGAGGGUGCUGCCACCUCACCCGGCGCAUACCCUCAUCUCUCUCCCUUGCCUCAUGUCCUCCGUCAGUGAGACAGGACUGGAUGCCAAGCGCCUGUUGCAAUGCUGCAACCUCAAUUGCAACCUCAACUGCUCCUGGGCCAACACUCUGCCCCCUAGUGGAGCCCUGCAGCAGCAGGAGUAUAGCUGUCCUAGCAGCAACAAUAGAGCCACCAGGAACACAGGGACUAUGACAUCCCACAGGGAGCUCAGGGACGUGGGGGUGCAGACUGGGCAGAUCCACGAGGCACGCCUGGCCCAUAUGUUCCCCCAGGUCUGCCUGGUGGAGAAGAACAGGAACGAGAAUGGGAACGAGAGCGGGAAUGAGACGGAUACAUCCCAGAAGUCCCCAGUGAAGGAGGUGAAGUGGGACGCGGAAGGGAUGACGUGGGAGGUGUACGGGGCGUCUGUGGACCCUGAGGAGCUGGGUCUGGCCAUCCAAAAGCACCUGGAGCUGCAGAUCAAGGAGACGGCUGGCCGCGCUGCUAACCUUUCCUGCCAGGAUACGGCCACGUCCAGGAAGAGCAGUAGUGGCGCCGGCGGCAGGAAGAAGAGGGGAGGGGUGAUGGGCUCAAUCAGGACCCCAGCCUGCUGCGCAAGCUCCAGCACGGCUGUGGACUGACAGGGGGAGACCUGAACACUGUGCUUAGUGGUCAAGAUGGCUGCAGCUUUAUUAUGCAUCAAAUGUGACCCCAAAACACCAGAGACAGUGUGACCAGCCUCACGUAGUGAAUAAGAUCAUCUGUGUGUCAGUCAGAAUAUUGGCAUGUGUACAAGAACCUACCAUCAUAUUGAUUAAAGAGGUGAAUGGACAGAGA
Salvelinus sp. IW2-2015 is the source of this 2655-nucleotide messenger RNA. RefSeq names its product G protein-regulated inducer of neurite outgrowth 2. Gene Ontology annotation, biological process: neuron projection development. NCBI's taxonomy places the organism in Eukaryota, Metazoa, Chordata, Actinopteri, Salmoniformes, Salmonidae. The record is from RefSeq and is a predicted model, not a curated record. Gene Ontology annotation, cellular component: plasma membrane.